Messenger RNA from Vitrella brassicaformis, 1420 nucleotides. NCBI's taxonomy places the organism in Eukaryota, Vitrellaceae. The record is from the annotation of a GenBank genome assembly.
UCAGACGAACACCUGUUCUGUCUUGGUGAUUGGCUGUCUGCAUAUGGGGCACAGCCGCUCGGCCGGGGGGCCCCACAUCAACUCACCGGCACACUCAGCAGACAGGCGUAAGUGGUGCUGCCCACAUCGACCGACAAAGAGAGGCAUUCAUUUGUUGCAGGCAUGGACCUCUCUCUCUCUCUCUCGCUCUCUCUCUCUCUCUCUCUCUGUGCGUGUGUGUGUGUGUGUGUGUGCCUACGCAUGGUAUGAGCACGACUUUCCUGCGGUUGUCCAAGCACACAGCGCACUUGAUAUUCUCGGCAUCAUCCGCCGCAGAAGCAAGCCUGUGGCAAAAGAAAGACAUGUGUCUGUCUGUGGUCGGAUUGCUGACUCACUUUCGUUUCGCCUCUUGCAGCUGUCGCAUCAGCUCUUCCUUCUCCCGGCGCAUCUGGCCAAGCAGGUGGUGCUCUCUUUCCCAUGCUGCCGCUGACCAAGACGCCCUGAGGCACGACACACCAACACACCAACACAAACACGCCACCCGGCUCAGUCCGUCUGUUUGGCUCCCUUACGUUGGUCGGACACUUAAGGGAUGGGCGGGGGGUGGAGGCACAGACAGAUCCAUCACCACCACGGGCACCCGGAUGGUGCGGUGGGGACGAGUACAGCGAGUGGUCGACAUCGCUGCAGGUGAAGGUCGCGGGGGAGGCGGCGGUGGGUGUGCGGGGCACGGUACGUAGGCCGCCACAGCAGCAAUCGCCCCGGUCCCACUCGACGCCUUCUCCCCUAUGCUCAUCCCCUCCACACCACGACGGUCGACCUCGGCACGCGAGGGACUGGUUGAGGGCUCGACAGCAGGCUCCUCCUCUGGCGACGCCUCCCGGCCAUGCCCAUGUGCAGAGAGGGACUGGCCUGACCCCUCAGAGGUUUCCUGAGACGGCUGCGGCGGUGGUGCUUCAGCUUGGCGGGGAGGUCGCCCAGUGCGUGCAGCGGCCGCUACUGUUGACGGGGAUAGCGGCUCAACGCUGGGGACAUGCAACUGAGGCCUCUGGUGCGUGAAUCUGCGUCUGGUGCGAACCUGUCCCGCUGGCGGCUUCGCGAUGAGGGGCGGGGGAGGGGGACGGGGACGCGGAGGCUGCGCGGUGAGGAAGAUGGGCACCCGUCCGUCCCAUUGUCGCUGCACCACCAUCGGCAUCCGGGUCGCCUGAGUGGCAUCGGGCGGUGGUGGUGGUGGUGGUGGUGAUGGUGGCGGCGGAGGAGGGCGGUCGGCCGGCGAGGGCAUUCCAACAGCAUGAGUAUUGCCCGUGCUGCCCGUGGCUUCACCAUCGACCAUCCGAGCGUUGGUAGAGUCAGAGGGGGUGGGCGUCGAUGCAGAGAUGGGUCCAGCAAGUGGCACAUCCGGCGCCUGAGGAGUCUCGCUCGCCUCCUUAAUGAUCGACAU